AUGUAUGGUAGUCAACAUCGUCUAACAUUAUUGCUUUGUGCACUACUUCUAUUCCUUAUACUUACUUUAAUCAAACUGCCAAAUCCGUCGAAGAAGCCAGCAUUUAGCAACUGUCAUUUUAUAUUUAAACCAUUCUUCAACUAUCUGUGCGAUGGAAAUUCGUUCGGACCAUUUCAAGUGUCAAAUGAUUCACAUAAUCACGUCUGUUAUCAGCUUUAUUCCAAGAACAAACAUGCCGACUUAUUUGCACGUGUCCAACUUCACUUCCAACCGUUCUCCAAUCGAAAGAUUCUUUUCAGCGAUAUCGAAAACUUGUCGAAUUCAUGUUUGAGCUGCCAUCAUAUUCAAAUCAUUCAGAACAAACUGUAUAUCAUCCCUAGACCGAAUGCUUUCAAUUAUCAAACUCGUAGUCGUAGUGUGAAACUACUAAUCAAACAGAUGAUGGACACAUUUCCCAACACUCCUGAUCUUGAUCUCUUCUUUAGCGUUCAAGAUAUGGUAGAUCUACCGAAUGGAUUGAAUGGCGUGCGUUUCAACGUACCAAUAUUCGCUUUCGCAAAAACUACUCGAACAAAAGUUGGCCUGCGAUCAGAUGCCGUAAUCCCGAUGCCAUGUUUUACAUUAUGGAGCUGGCCUGAAACGCGUGCUGGUCGUUGGACAGACCGAUCCCAGUCUAUUGUCAGUGCAGCACAGAAGAUAGGCUAUAAAAACCGAAUCCCCAAAUUAUUCUGGCGUGGAGUAUGGAAUUGGAAACGACUUUGGUACAUUGAUCUAGCGAAGGAAAAUCCCGAUAUCAUGGAUAUAAAGGACGUCAGUUGGAAUGCGACUGCGAAUGGUGUUGCUCAUCGAGCGUCGAAUGCAUACGUGACGUUGGAAGGCCAUUGUGAUUACAAGUAUUUAGCACAUCUGGAAGGAAGUUCAUAUUCAUCUCGAUUGAAAUAUUUGCUGCUCUGUGGUUCGCCAGUCGUCUAUAAUCCUGUUCAAUACUGGGAAGAACAUUGGUAUCAUUUACUGAAAGAUCGUGAAAAUAUUAUUGUUUUUGAAUCAGCUCGAAACGAAGCAGCGCUCAAGAAAUUGCUUGAUCAUUUGUCGCAUAACGAGAACAAAAUGAAAAGAAUAGGCCAAAAAGGACAACAGUUGGUAUUAGAAUAUUUAAGUGAACAUGCAGUCAGUUGUUAUUGGUGGAAACUAAUGCAUGAAUACGCUAAACUUUUAGGAUAUCAACCAACAUUACAUCCUGAUGCUAUCCAUAUCGAUGAUUUUCUCAUUGGAACUUUAUCUUGA
Molecule: messenger RNA, 1284 nt
Organism: Adineta ricciae
Lineage: Eukaryota; Metazoa; Rotifera; Eurotatoria; Adinetida; Adinetidae
Source: the annotation of a GenBank genome assembly